AUGUCGGAAGAAGUAGUGCUCCGUAAGUCGGACGGCUUGCUCUACUGUCCAAGGUGCACCGUGCAUUACGUCAAUGAGCGCGCCUUCCGAGCCCACUGCAAAACCAAGCAUGGCUUGAAGGUGACCCUCUUCAAAAAGAAGUCAAUCGAAGAGAAAAAGGCCAAGGCACGGCAACGCAAGCCGCAGCGAAAGGCAACGCGCGAAGCGUUGCAAGCGAUGGCUGGCAAGACUUUCCGUCUAAAACAGCGUGCACUAUUUACAUUUGCCGUCACACGCAUCGAUGAUUCGACGGUUCUUGGUGCUGGUCGAGGAUUGUUUGCCAACGUGGAUUUAUCUGCUGGUGAUAUUUGCACAGUCUAUGACGGGGAAAAGGUGUACGAAGAGCCAACGGAUCAUGAGUACGCGUGUCAGCUUGGUGUUGUGACAACGAAAUCGUGGCUCAUGGGUCUCAAAGACCCAGUUGCUGGCCGUGGACUUGGAAAAUCUGUCCAAAUGGUACCACCAAUUCCAGUCCAUCUUCGCCACAUCUUGUGGCAUGACGACGCCGAAGUUGAAGAGACACCCCCAUCGCCCCCACUAUUGGAUUACUUUAUGGCGAACACAGGGGGUAGUCCAUGCGAAGUUGACGUGAUCCGCACGCCGAACCCAUCGCACGCGAUACCCACCCACCUUCGCCACAUCUUGUGGCCUGACACUGGCGAAGCAGCUGCUCCUCUGUCACCCCCAUUGCACCCGUUGACCGAUCUUGUGGAGAACGUAUGGGAGGCGAAUCACGUGGGAAUAGAUUGGUGA
Molecule: messenger RNA, 792 nt
Organism: Aphanomyces astaci
Lineage: Eukaryota; Oomycota; Saprolegniomycetes; Saprolegniales; Verrucalvaceae
Exons: 3
Coding region: 1-792 (263 amino acids)
Source: RefSeq, a predicted model, not a curated record